Molecule: messenger RNA, 1910 nt
Organism: Rhinolophus ferrumequinum (greater horseshoe bat)
Lineage: Eukaryota; Metazoa; Chordata; Mammalia; Chiroptera; Rhinolophidae
Exons: 9
Coding region: 1-1182 (393 amino acids)
Source: RefSeq, a predicted model, not a curated record
AUGGACAGCACUGUGGAGAGGAGUGUGGGCUCAGGGGCUGCGGAGGGCAGUGAGGGCUGGGCCAUGUGCCCACGGCCAGAGUGCGGGGUUGAGCUAGGGGUUCCCGGGAGCCCCGACGUGGCCCCCUUCCCGGGCACAGAGGACGCUGGCUGCUGGGUCAUCGCCCCCUUGACCGAGCCAGCCUACAGCCCCUUCUGCCCUGCUCCAACCGCGCACUGCUCGGAUAGCAAACUCUCCCCAACUGCUCGGAGCCAGGCUCUGGGCGCCAUCGAGAGUAAGGCGCCCAGACUGCCUGAGCCUUGGGGCGGGGAGACCCCGCGCAGGGUCCCGCCGGCCAUCCACCAUCGGUGCGUUCUCAGCAAGGCCCUGGACCUGUCCGGUCCACUUUCCUCGCGGGUGCAGUGGGGUGACAGCGCCCUCCCACGGGGUCAGGGCGGCAGCGAAGCCAGAGGCUGCAGGGGUUGGUUGCUCGUCGAGCUUUCCCGGCCUCCACCAAGCCAAUCAGCACGCGUGCGCCUGGAGCUGCGUGAGGCGGCGGCUGGAGGACCGGCCGGGGGGUCCGGGCCGACUCCCCCACGGCCUGAGCUACCUGCGGGGGAUGGCGCAGGCCCGGCGGACGGCGGGAGGAGGCGGCCCCUCUCCCCGGGGCGCGCCGCAGCUGUAAAGGAGGCUUCGGAAGCGCGUGCCUUGCGGAGCUUUUGCAAGGAUGGCCUGGGCAGACGCCUGGAAAGCCCCAGGCCCACGUGUGCGGUGUUGGCCAGCCCAUGGAUUUCCUGUUUCUCCAUCUAUAAACUGGCGACGCCCAGGCCGGGCCUCCAACUCAGUGUAAACUUGGCUCCGCCUCUCGGUGGACAGGUGUACCUGGCUGGCCUCACUGACCUCAGAGAAUGCAGCAAGAGGGGGCCUCCAGAACCAGGCGUGACAGCCCGGUAUACAAGCGAGGAGGGGAACGUCUCAAGCAGCUGCUGCCACUCCACCUGUGAAAACGCCGGCUCCAAUUCAAAGACAUAUCCUCCCCACUUCUGUGCCCUGAAGGAAGCCAGUGGGGAUGGGGACCGUGCAUCUUUCCCAAGUGAUCCAUUUGCAGUGGGGCCAACAGCCCUGCCCACUGUCACCCCACCGCUAGAGGAGGGCGAGCGCCAGGCCCUGGAGAUGGACUCUUCCUGCUCUGAACUGCUCUAAAUGCGGCCAUGAGCCUGACUGUCACUGUCUGGCUUCAAGGACGUCCUCAUCCCCUUCUUUUCACCCUCCUUGCGCUUUGGCUGGAAUUAGGAGGCCUUCCCCACUCCUCCCAGCACCUCUGGCCACCUCCGAGCCCCUGCUGGGACCUCCUACUGUGUGCCCAGCCUGCAGGAGUCAUGUGGUGCCAGCCAGCACUCAGAGCCCAUGGCCCGACGGGCAGGCCCCCAGCACCCCCUCCCUCAGUUACUGACAAGGCCCCCAGGGCCCCCACGCAUGGGUUCUGGGCCAGACCCCAGCUGGAUAUAUGGCAAUGGAGGACUUGGUGUCUGCUCUUGACAGAACACACAGGGAGGUGGGGUAGCGCCUGGGAGGGGCCAGGUGAGCCACAGGUCCCUCCUCUCAAGUACAGGUGACAGUCCCUACCUCCCCAGCUCGCUUAGGGGUGAUGUGAGAUCACAGAGAGUUAUUGUUAAGUGGCAGGGACUUCUGCCCCCUCCAGACAUAAAAGAUAUAGCCUCGAAUGGGAGGGGCGCCUCGCAGGUGGGGGCUGAGGGUGCAGAUCUCAGACAGGGAGGUACAGGAGGGACAAAUGUGACCAGGCGUCCAACUUCAGCUCUGGUUCACGUGGAACAAAAUCUUCCCCGGAAUGAAGACCCGUCUUUGAGGCGUGUCUCCUGGUGAGGGCACCCCUCGUGACAUCUCACUACAGCUCAGAGAAAACCCUACUC